Molecule: messenger RNA, 2147 nt
Organism: Durio zibethinus
Lineage: Eukaryota; Viridiplantae; Streptophyta; Magnoliopsida; Malvales; Malvaceae
Source: RefSeq, a predicted model, not a curated record
AGUUAACUCUGUGAUGUGAUUAUCUUUAAACAUGUUUGGACUGUCAGCAGAUGAUUGAGUUCAUACUGUCUCUAUUCUUGGGUUUUUUUGUUGCUUUCAUGGCAAUGAAAAGCAUUAGUGCCUUGUUUGGUACUUGAAUGAUUAGUGGGAUGUGAACAUGUCAUAAUUCAUCUUGUUUUACUGGUUUGCUUGCAUUUAGACUGGCCAAUUUAAGAAAAUUUUUAGGCCUUCUUGGGUUCAGUACCCUUGCAGGGGUCAUGUUAGGAUCAGUGUUUAUGCUUAACAUUUUGUUUGUUUGUUUGUUUGUUUUUAUGACUCUGAAUUCAUCUUUCCUUUAGACUUUAAAACUUCAUUUGCAUUCGGUUAAGUGGACAAUGAGCUUUGUCGUUUUGUGCAGUGUUAAUUUAUAAUUUCAAUGGAAGGCAAACUUGUAAAAGGUUUAAGCUUGAAGGCAUCAAUUGAUGUCGAUAAAAACAGAGUUAUCUUUGUUGAAUCUGAUGAGGAUUUCAUUGAUAUCCUAUUGAGCUUCUUGACAAUGCCAAUAGGAUCAAUCAUCAGGCUCGUCCGAUACCAACCACCACCGGUGGAGAUAGGUUGCAUGAACAACUUGUAUGGAAGUGUUGAGAAUUUUGAUGUGCAGCUCUUUCAAACUGAAGCUUGCAAAAGCAUGUUGCUGCAUCCGCGAAAUGGAGCCGCUGCUCAAUCUGAGAGCCUAAAAUUGACAGUUGAUGACUUUGAGCCACUGCAAUACUUCUGUUGUGAAUCUUGGGAGUGCACUGCUUCAAAGUAUAAGCUAUUGAGUCAUUACAGAAAUGCAAUUUGCAGUUGUGGAAAACUAAUGAACCGUGAGGUUGAUCUGUUGGAGAAAGAAAAUAAGCAAAUGUCAUUUGAUGCACGAGAUAGAGGAGUGUUUGUUAAAGGAUUGGCACGAAUGUUAGUAUCUGAUGAAUUGAAAAUAAUGCCCCCAUUAACUGCAACUAGCUUCUCUUUACUUUCAAAGCUUGGUCUCACUGAUGGAAGCACCAUUGAAGAGAAGACUUUCGAUGUAGGAGUAGAUGAGGUUUGGAAUCUGCUCAAAUUCUCAUUGGUAUCAAGAAUACCUUUGACAGAAACUCUAUUGAGGAAAUCACCUGAGUUGAACAAUGAACACUAUGACCAGGGAAGCUUUACUAAUUUUGAUCAAGGAAGGUUCCCGAAAUCUCACAGCAUAGAAACAUCAAACAAGUACAAAAGGAUUUAUGUUCAGCUUAUUGUAAGCAAAUCCAGGAAGAUGGUUUGUUAUGCUGAAGCCGGCGAAGACUUUGUUGAUUUGCUCUUCAGUUUCCUCACUGUUCCCUUGGGCCAUGUUGCGAAAGAAAUGAAAAACGAUACUUCAAGAGGAUGUAUUAAUCACCUUUUCAACAGCAUCCAGGAUCUUGAUACUGAGCGAUACCUGAAGUCAAAUGAUCACAGGGCAAUGCUAGCUAGUCCCAAACUUGCAUGGGGAUAUAAACUUGGGAACCAACCAUUAGGUGUUGAGGAAUGCAAGCAUCAGCAACGCUUCUACUAUCAUAUAGAUCUGACAGGGAUGUUUCCCACACCAGUACUGUGUUCUGAUGAAAAACUUCUGCCUUCUAGUAAUUCAGUUCAGGUCUCACUCCUAAGUGUUAUGGAUCCAAAAUCGCACUACAAGGAUGCUAAAAGCAGUGGAGGCUUUGUCAAAGGACCGGCAUUGUUCACAGUAACUGACAAUCUUAGCAUAACACCUAUAUCACCAGUGUCAAGUCUCUCUGUUCUAAGCAAAUUGAAGGUACCUUUCAAUGAUAUAGAGGAGCGCGUUGUGCAUGUGGGCAAAGAAGAAGCUUCUCGACUACUGAUGGCUGCUUUUGUCACCAAAUCUGCUUUAACCAAUGCGUUUAUCUACGAAGAGCCAAAGCAAGAAUUCAAAGGACGAAAUUAUGGUUAUUACUGAGGGAAAAAAUGAUAUAAAUGUGUGUAUGUAUCUAUGUUGGUUAUUAGAAAACAAUGCUUAUGAGCUUGAAAAUUUCUGCUUUUCACUUUAUUGUUGAUGUUAUUAAUUAAGGGUAAACUUUAUGACUUUGUUGUCCUUUAUAGUACCAUAGAUGUAAUCAUAUCUUGUGCCUAAUUCAGACUAUAGUAUUAAAUAA